This is a messenger RNA of Euleptes europaea (tarantolino), 5337 nucleotides long. RefSeq names its product laminin subunit beta 4 (gene LAMB4). Gene Ontology annotation, biological process: cell migration; substrate adhesion-dependent cell spreading; basement membrane assembly. The transcript is spliced from 34 exons. The record is from RefSeq and is a predicted model, not a curated record. Lineage: Eukaryota; Metazoa; Chordata; Lepidosauria; Squamata; Sphaerodactylidae. Gene Ontology annotation, molecular function: extracellular matrix structural constituent. Gene Ontology annotation, cellular component: laminin trimer. The coding region runs from base 62 to 5323 and encodes 1753 amino acids.
UUCAGACAAGGUCAAAGCAGACUUCCCAGCCAAGAACCAGCUUUUAGCCAGUACUUAUAAGAUGUACAUGACAAUACGAUUCCUACUAGUCAUACUUUUAAAACUCAUACUGACAGACUGCAUUUGUAGCCAGAAUAACUGUGAUGGUGGAUCUUGUCAUCCAGCUAUUGGGGACCUGCUUGUGGGUCGUAGCAAACAGCUAACAGCCUCAUCGACGUGUGGACAGUUUGGUCCUCAGAAAUACUGCAUUAUAGGCUACCUUGAGAAUAAGCAGAAAUGUUUCUCCUGUGACUCCAGAUCACCAUACCACCCAGUUUUCCAGGCCAACAGUCACUUGAUUGAAAAUGUUAUCACAACUUUUGAGCCUGAUCGGAAGAAGUGGUGGCAGUCUGAAAAUGGUAUUGAUCACGUCAGCAUUAGACUAGAUCUGGAAAGCUUAUUUCAAUUCAGCCAUCUCAUCCUGACUUUUAAGACCUUUCGGCCUGCAGCCAUGUUGGUGGAGCGCUCUGUAGAUUAUGGUCAAACCUGGAAGCUGUUUCGAUACUUUGCACAAGACUGUGCUACUUCUUUCCCUGACAUUCCUUCAAGACCACUCAGAGAAGUUGGAGAGGUUGUUUGUGAUUCGAGAUAUUCGGAUAUUGAGCCUUCAACUGAAGGAGAGGUUGUUUUCAAAGCUCUGGAUCCCAACUUUGAAAUAGAAAAUCCUUAUGCUCCAAACAUCCAAGCGCUCAUUACCUUUACAAAUCUGAGAAUAAACUUUACAAAGCUUCACACACUUGGAGAUAUUUUACUCGGACAGAAGCAGCACGAUCCUCUGGAAAAGUACUACUAUGCACUUUAUGAAAUGGUUGUCCGCGGAAGCUGCUUUUGCAAUGGCCAUGCGAGCUACUGCAGCCCUGUGCAGAAUCUGCGCGGGGAUGUUUUCCAUGAACCUGGGAUGGUCCACGGAAGGUGCCUCUGCGAGCAUAACACUGACGGCUUUUCCUGUGAAAGGUGCAAAGAAUUUUACAGUGAUGUUCCCUGGAGGCCAGCGGAUGGAUCUCAGGAAAAUGCUUGUAAAAAGUGUGAAUGCCAUGGACAUUCUGAAAGCUGCCACUUUGAUAUGGCUGUGUACCUUUCUAACAAUCGGAUCAGUGGGGGUGUAUGUGACGACUGUCGGCAUAAUACCAUGGGGCAGCGCUGUGAUCGCUGCAAGCUCUUCUUUUACCAGGACCCCCAGAGGACAAUUUCAGACCCUCACGCUUGUGUCCCUUGUGAUUGUAACCAAGAAGGUACGCUGUACAAUGGGCUCUGUGAGAGUCGAACAGAUCUGAUUCUUGGAACUAUUGCUGGCCGAUGCCGCUGCAAGGAAAAUGUGGAAGGACUUCGAUGUGACAACUGCAAGCCAAAUUUCUAUGGACUAAGUGGAACUGAUCCUCUUGGCUGUCAGCCCUGCAACUGCAACCCUUCUGGAAGUUUGUCAUCCUCUAUCUGCAGUCCAGUGACUGGAGAGUGUCUGUGCCAGAAGUUUGUCACAGGGCAACAUUGUAAAGGAUGUACUCCAGGAUACUGGGGGCUUGGGAAUGAUCUGCAUGGAUGCUCCCCAUGCCACUGUGACAUUGGUGGUGCCCUCAACAACUUGUGCAAAGCUACCAGUGGUAAAUGUGAAUGUUUGCCUAACAUAGAAGGUCGUCAGUGUUCUGAACCAGCUCCAGGCUACUUUUUCUUACCUCUGGAUUAUUACAUAUAUGAAGCAGAAACUGCAAAGCCUCUCCCAGGAUCUUCACCUCUGAGUCAAUCCACAGUGUUACCUCGGUGUGAUGUGUAUUUUCGGCAACAAGGUUAUGAUUUCACAAUUGAAAAUGGAAAAAUCAUCUUGAAGAAGAGUAAGAAACGAGGAAUAAGAAAAGCUUCCAUUACACAGGAUUCAAUUCUAUUUGGCAGGGACACUGCAUUGGACAUUGUCAUUAGAAAGCUCGUCCCUGGAAACCCUGUUACGUGGUCAGGACCUGGUUUUGUGCGUGUUUUGAGUGGAGCAGGAUUAAGUUUUACAAUCAACAACAUCCCUUUUGCAAUGGAGUUCAAUAUUAUUAUUCGCUAUGAGCCUGAGUCUUUAGAAGACUGGGUAGCAAAAAUUUUUGUAAAGCCUUCCAGUGUGAUAGAAAGUGAACAGUGUAGGAACACAGCAUCCCUGCAGGAGCCAUACUCACUUCUUCUACCAUCUACAGCAAGGAUGGAAUUGCUGCCUACCCCUUUCUGCUUAGUACCUGGGUCAGAAUAUUUUGUAGAUAUCUAUUUUUCCAAGUCUUCUGCCUCUGAUCCACAAGCUCAGUCAGCCAUCUUGAUUGAUUCACUGGGUCUCAUUCCCAGAAUUGGUUCUGUGGAAAACUUGUGUAACAAAAAAGAUUUAGAAGAGUACCAGCAGUAUCACUGUGUUGAAAUUGCUUCAGAGGUUGGACCACACAUCCUUCCUGAAGUGUGCGCGAAACUCAUAGCAAGCCUGUCUGCCCGGAUUCACAAUGGAGCAGUUCCAUGCAGUUGUCAUCCACAAGGCUCAACAGGCGCUGGCUGCAAGAAACUCGGAGGCCAAUGUCAAUGCAAGCCAAAUGUUGUUGGCCGCUGUUGUGAUAAAUGUUCAGCUGGGAGCCAUAGCUUUGGGCCCCAAGGGUGCCACCCCUGUGAGUGUCAUCCGAAGGGAUCAAUGAGUGCUCUGUGUGACCAGCGGACAGGACAAUGUUCAUGUCGGCCCGAAGUGAACGGUCGGCAGUGUGAUCGAUGCCUAGCUGGGUAUUUUGGGUUUCCCCAUUGUCGACCUUGCCCUUGUAGUAGCUUUGCCGAGCUGUGUGACCCACAGACUGGAGCAUGCUUGAACUGCAAGGGGUUUACAACUGGAACCAACUGUGAAAGAUGUAUAGAUGGUUACUAUGGAAACCCUCUCAAAAGAGAGCCCUGUCGCCCGUGCAUGUGCCCCAGUUCUCCUUCAAGCAACAGGUAUUUCGCGCAUUCCUGUUACCAGGAUCCCUGGACUUCGCUAUUAGUCUGCAACUGUUUGGAGGGAUACACAGGCGAACGUUGUGAGGAGUGCCCCAGUGGGUCCUAUGCAGAUCCAAAGACCACAGUGGAAUGUAACUGCAACCCUUUGGGCGUGAACCCAGCAGAAUGCCCAUCUGGAAUUGGCAUUUGCACAUGUGACCAAACAACUGGCACAUGUCCUUGCUUACCAAAUGUGAUGGGUUCGAAGUGUGAUCAGUGUGCUUCUGGUUACUGGGGCUUGGUCCAGGGAACUGGCUGUCGUAUCUGUGACUGUGAUCCAAAACAUUCCCAGAAUAACCUGUGUGAUCAGUUCACAGGCCAGUGUUCAUGUAAAUUAGGAUAUUCUGGAAGGCGUUGUGAUGAUUGUGCCGAAAACUAUUUUGGUGAUCCCCAGAUCCACUGUAUUUCCUGCAAAUGUACUCAAGUUGGAACUCUGAAACCUGAAUGUGAUAAAGAUACCGGAAUGUGCAACUGUCGUGCUGGGAUCACUGGAAAGUUCUGUCAACAUUGUGCCCGGGGCUACCACCAGGAGUUUCCUUCCUGUUUGCGCUGCCAUGUUUGUUUUGAUCAGUGGGAUAAUAUAAUUACAUCCCUGUCUCAGAGAAUUAAAAAAUUAAUGAGUUUUGCUUCAACCCAAGAAGACAACAUAAUGUCUGGCUGUGAGGCAGACUUCAAAGGCUAUGAAGAUACACUUCUUGAAAUAGAAAGGAUUUUUAAAAGCCCUAACCUAUCAUCAGACAUGUUUUUGAACAUUAAGAACUUGCAUGACUAUGUUCGACAAGAAAUUUCACAACUAUAUCUGCAACCUGAAUCUACGGAUCAAUUUCCUGACUUCAGCCAGAUGAUAGAAGAUCUUAUGAAAGAUACUGACCAUCUGUCAGAAUCUCUGCAAAAGAAAACUGAACUGUAUCACAGUAUUAGCUACAUGCACCUUCAAGAUUCCAUCAACAAAAUAUGGAACUCUUACCAAACAACACUGUCUUCUGGAGAGAGAGCCACCAGGACAACACUUAUCAUAAAUGACUCAGGAAAAACCAGGGACAUUAUACUUGCCACGUUAGAUGAUCUGGCCUCAAAAGAAAACACUACACUGGAUCUGGUGAAGAUGUUUGAGACUGCAGAUAUUCAAAAUCUCAAUGAACAGAUAUGUGGGAAGCCAGGAAAUGUGUCCUGUGCUGUAGCAACGUGUGGUGGAGCUCCGUGCCAAGACAACCAAGGAAGCAAAGAUUGUGGUGGUCCAAACUGUAGUGGAGCACUUCCUGUUUCUACACAUGCCAUUAGAAAAGCUAGUCAGACAGCCAUGACAUUAAAUAACUUGGCCAAGCAGCUGCAAGGAUCUGAGCAUAUGAUUGAAAACAUCAGGAAAAUGACUGAGGAUACGAAGGUAAAAGCUUCACAGGUAAAUGAAGAACUGGAGAAGAGUAAAAACCAAAUUGAAAUUCAAGGAGAGAUGGUCAAGGAGCUCAUCAAGAGAGUGAAGAACUUUCUCGUGGAGGAGAGUGCCCCACCUGAAGACAUCGAGAAUGUUGCUAACUAUGUGUUGAACAUCAACUUGACAGUGACCCCCAAAGAGCUAACAAUCGUACUUGACAAGCUCAAGAUCCUUUUGACAUCCUGUGAAAACUCUGUAACAUACACAGGAAUGCUAAAUUCACAAAUGGAAGAGGCAGAUGACCUUUUGAUAAAAGCACAAGAAGCUGAGGAGGUAUCGAAUGGACUCCCUGGACCUGAUGAGUUGAUAAACAGAUUAAAAGAGAUGGAAAACUUACAAGAACAAACCAAACAGGACUUUGCAAACUUAAAUGGAACAAUAAGAGAAACCAGAGCAAAAAUCUCACAGGCCGGGAAUCAAUUAAACCGGGCAGAUAUCGAAUUAUGCGAUUUCUCCAAGAAACAGUCAAAGCUGGAAAAUGAAGUGAAAUCCCUGAAGAUUAAAGUGCAAAUGAAUAGGGACCGAGCAACCCGUGCAAAAUCAGAAGCGGAAAAAGCACAGCAUCAGUCUGUGGCAACUAAUAAAGAGUUUGCUGACCUUCAAAAGAAAUAUACCAAUUUGCAAGAAAAUCUCAAAGCCAAAGGCUUUCCGUUGGACUCCUUAGAGAAACUGAAUCAGUUGAAAAAGGAGGCAGAGAAGUUGGCUAAAGAGAUGGAAGGAAAAAUGAAAAGAAUAUCAGAUUUAGAAAAGAAGAUCCAAGAUCUGAAUCAAAUCAAACAAAACAAGGCGGAUCAAUUGAAGCAACUGGAGGAUCAAGUCAUAGCCAUUAAAAACGAGAUAACUGAGCAGUCACAUAAAUAUGCAACUUGCAAGAGUUAAGAUCUGGUAAUGUA